AUCUAUACAGUUUUUCAAGUUUAAUGGAAUCGCGUCUCCGCAGCUUUUCACGCGUUUACGUACAUGUAAUGAAAUGCUUCUGAAGACAAGCAUUUUAAUCGUAUCUUAUAUAAAGAAGCCCGACAAGCUACAACCAUUAUUAAAUUAAAUCUGGGCAUCAAAGAAUAUCGGUUGACAGGAAUAAUCACUAUUUGAACAUCUUCCAAUUACAGUUCCUAUACCUUCAAAUUGAGUUGGACCGUUCCAUUUUUAGGACCCUGAACUGCGACUUAUUCUAAACAUCCUUCUCGGAGCUUGGCCUAUUCGUGCUUCUACCACCUUGAGAGAUCUUGUCGCAAUGCCGUAUAACACAACGGCAAUUCCGCCUCGCAAGGAGGUCACGGGCCAAACUCAGCUGCCCUUGUCACGAGUGAAGAAGAUUGUAGCUCAGGACCAGGACAUUAGCAUAUGUUCCAACAAUGCCGCAUUCGUCAUCACACUUGCGACUGAGAUGUUCAUCCAAUAUCUCGCCGGCGAAAGCUUCACCAUGGCCAAACUCGGCAAACCCCGCCGCAACAUCCAGUACAAGGACCUUGCAGCUGCCGUCUCGCACCAAGACAACCUCGAGUUCCUCGAGGACGUGAUCCCCAAGACAGCCCCAUACAAGCAGAUCAAAGCGCAAGCAGCCGCCACGCGCAACCAGCUCAGCAGCGGCGCACCCGGCAUCCAACGGGCGGGCGACAAGCAGCGCGAGGUGCCGGCGACGAAUGGAGGGGUUUCGGCAAAGAAGCACAGGCCUAGCACCAGUCGUUCGAGCUUAAAUGGAGGCAGCUUCGUGGGCGCUAGUGGUGCUCGGAUCAUGAGCGAUGACGACGGUGCGGAGAUGGACCCGGCGGAUCAACUGCAUCAUGAGAUGCGGCAGGCGAAUCGGGAAGAGGAUGAGGAUGUCCAAAUGAGUGGAUAGGGGCUAUAAUGUCUGGGUUUCGAUAUUGAUAUAAGUGGCUAAAUAUAAGUCUGACAGAAUGUUCUAAUUCCACUACGCAAGGCUGGAUUUAAUUGUGGCAGGAUAGAGCACAUUGUGUGGAUUGUUCCCGGGUGGUUAGUCCGUAGCAGAUCAGUCAUCAUGAAUCGAUUUACUUGCUUGC
Molecule: messenger RNA, 1124 nt
Organism: Daldinia loculata
Lineage: Eukaryota; Fungi; Ascomycota; Sordariomycetes; Xylariales; Hypoxylaceae
Product: histone-fold-containing protein
Exons: 4
Coding region: 338-943 (201 amino acids)
Cellular component (GO): CHRAC; nucleus
Molecular function (GO): protein heterodimerization activity
Source: RefSeq, a predicted model, not a curated record